Molecule: messenger RNA, 810 nt
Organism: Rhodotorula toruloides NP11
Lineage: Eukaryota; Fungi; Basidiomycota; Microbotryomycetes; Sporidiobolales; Sporidiobolaceae
Product: cysteine and glycine-rich protein
Exons: 7
Coding region: 1-810 (269 amino acids)
Source: RefSeq, a predicted model, not a curated record
AUGCCACCCGUCUACGGCGGAGCACCAAAGUGCCCGACGUGCGGCAAGGCAGUCUACUUUGCAGAGCAGGUCAUCGGGCCACAGGGCAGCUACCACAAGGCGUGUCUCAAGUGCGUCGCGUGCGGCAAGUCGCUCGAGCCGAGGUUGCUGCUGGAUCACGACGGCCGGGCUUAUUGCAAGUCCUGUCACGGCAAGGCGUUUGGCGCAAAGGGCUACGGCGCAGGCGGCGCACUCGUAGGCGAAUACGCACCCCGCCCUUCUCCCACACCUACCAGUUCUCCGAUUCGUCCCUCGGCAACUACCGCAGCUCCUCCCCAACCCGUGCAAUCACCAACUCCCGCCGCUCGACCUGUUCCUUCCCUCCCUACUCCUACAGAACAAGCAGCGGGGACAGCUCGACGACCGCUCCCUACGCCGCCUGUUGCGCCGCCUAAACCGGCUUCAAUAUUCGCCUCAACUUCGAGAUCUGCCGCGGGUCCGCCUCCUCCGACUCCUCCUCGACCUGCCUCUUUCCAGCCCACUCCAACCCCCCCCGCCCCUCCUCCUCCCUCCUCGACCCGCCCCUCCCUCACCACCCCCCAACUCUGCACCAUCUGCCAUACCCCCUCCUACCACGCCGAAUCCCUCCUACUCCCCUCACUCGGCGGGUCCAUCCACCGCCGGUGCUUCAAGUGCGCGGGCUGUGGGGGGAGGUUGGAGUUGGGCAGGGAGGUGGUCAAGGAGGGGAAGGCGUAUUGUAGGGGUUGUUAUAGGGAGAGGUGGGGAGUUGGUGGCGGGUUGGGGGGGAUGACGCGACCGAAUAUGUUCUGA